Camellia sinensis is the source of this 564-nucleotide messenger RNA. The record is from RefSeq and is a predicted model, not a curated record. NCBI's taxonomy places the organism in Eukaryota, Viridiplantae, Streptophyta, Magnoliopsida, Ericales, Theaceae.
AUGAUUCUUUAUGACUUCGACUCCAAUGAUGAGUUGGAGAUAGUUACAAUAGCUUCUAUGGAAGCCGAGAGUUCAUCAAAGUCACGACAUGCUGCUCGUAAACGACGUGAGUUCGUUUGGCGUAAUCCUUUGCAAGGCCAUGAAAGGCUUUUUCUCGACUAUUUUGAUGAUCCAUCAGUAUUUCCUCUCAAAUUAUUUCGGAGAAGGUUUCAAAUGAAUCGUUCUCUUUUUCUCUGCAUUCAAUCUGAAGUAGAAGCUUAUGAACCAUAUUUUGUUCAGAAAAGAAAUGGUGCUGGAGUGCUCGAUUUGUCUUAUCUUCAAAAAAUAACUGUGACUCUUAGAAUGCUUGCUUAUGAAGUAGCAUCUGAUUUUAUGGCUGAAUACUUGAGGAUUGGAGAAAGUAUUGCAAUGAAAAGCCUAAAGAAAUUUGUCAAAGCAGUGGUUGUAAUUUUUUCUGAUGAGUACUUGAGGUCACCGAACUACGACGACAUUGCUAGACUUCUAGCUAUUGGCAAAAUUCGCGGUUUUCCUCGGAUGUUAGGGAGCAUUGAUUGUAUGCACUAG